AUGGGCUACCAGGCGCAGGGGCCCGUCAUCCUGCCUCAGAGCAAUCUGGAUGACAGAGAAACGCUCGUCUCUGAACAUAAGCACAAAGGGAAAACUUGUCGUCAGUCCACAGCUGUUUUUAAUGUUGUCAACUCGAUUAUAGGAUCUGGUAUAAUAGGAUUACCUUAUUCAAUGAAGCAAGCUGGCUUUCCUCUGGGAAUAUUGCUUUUAUUCUGGGUUUCAUAUGUUACAGACUUUUCCCUUGUUUUAUUGAUAAAAGGAGGGGCCCUCUCUGGAACAGACACUUACCAGUCUUUGGUCAAUAAAACCUUUGGCUUUCCGGGAUAUCUCCUCCUCUCUGUUCUUCAGUUUUUGUAUCCUUUUAUAGCUAUGAUAAGUUACAACAUAAUAACUGGAGAUACUUUGAGUAAAGUUUUCCAAAGAAUCCCAGGAGUUGACCCUGCAAACUUGUUUAUUGGUCGCCACUUCAUUAUUGUGCUUUCCACGGCUGCCUUUACUCUGCCUUUGUCCUUGUAUCGUGAUAUAGCCAAGCUUGGAAAGAUCUCUCUUCUUUCUACAGUUUUGACAACUCUGAUUCUUGGAAUUGUAAUGGCAAGGGUAGUCUCACUGAGUCCAUACAUACCAAAAACAGAAGAUGCCUGGGUAUUUGCAAAGCCCAACGCCAUUCAGGCUGUUGGUGUUAUGUCGUUUGCAUUUAUUUGCCACCAUAACUGCUUCUUAGUUUAUGGUUCUUUGGAAGAUCCCACAGUAGCUAAGUGGUCCCGCAUCAUCCACGUCUCCACCUUGGCUUCUGUAUUGAUCAGUAUUCUCUUUUCUACAUGUGGAUACUUGACAUUUACUGGCUACACCCAAGGAGACUUAUUCGAAAACUAUUGCAGAAACGAUGACCUGGUCACAUUUGGAAGGUUCUGUUAUGGAGUUACUGUCAUUUCAACGUACCCAAUUGAAUGCUUUGUGACUAGAGAGGUAGUUGCCAAUGUGUUUUUUGGUGGGAAUCUUUCAUUGGUCUUCCACAUUAUUGUAACAGUGGUUAUCAUUACCAUAGCCAUGUUUGUGUCAUUGCUGAUUGAUUGCCUUGGAAUAGUUUUAGAGCUCAAUGGUGUGCUCUGUGCAGCUCCACUAAUUUUUAUCAUUCCAUCAGCAUGCUAUCUGAAACUCUCUGAAGAACCGAGGACACACUCAGAUAAGAUUAUGGCCUGUGUCAUGCUUCCUGUCGGUGCUGUGGUGAUGGUUGUUGGGUUCGUCAUGGCCAUCACAAAUCCUCAAGAUUGCACCCACGGGCAGGAAAUGUUCUACUGCUUUCCUGACAAUUUCUCCCUCACAAACAUCUCAGGUUCUCAUUUUCAACUGACAACACAACCUUCCAUUUUAAAUAUCAGUAUCUUUCAAUGA
Molecule: messenger RNA, 1392 nt
Organism: Puma concolor (puma)
Lineage: Eukaryota; Metazoa; Chordata; Mammalia; Carnivora; Felidae
Gene: SLC38A11
Product: solute carrier family 38 member 11
Biological process (GO): amino acid transmembrane transport
Cellular component (GO): membrane
Molecular function (GO): L-amino acid transmembrane transporter activity
Source: RefSeq, a predicted model, not a curated record